This is a messenger RNA of Pogonomyrmex barbatus (red harvester ant), 850 nucleotides long. RefSeq names its product trafficking protein particle complex subunit 2-like protein. Gene Ontology annotation, biological process: endoplasmic reticulum to Golgi vesicle-mediated transport. The record is from RefSeq and is a predicted model, not a curated record. Lineage: Eukaryota; Metazoa; Arthropoda; Insecta; Hymenoptera; Formicidae.
AACUUUUUGACUUUCAUCAUCUGUUGCCAAUUGGUCGUCAAUAGAAACAAUCUCAGAUAAUCAUGAUAAUGAUUAUCAUUUUGUCAAUUAACUUGCGAAACUCGUAUCCAAGAUAGUUUUAACAGCUAGACAGAGAUUUAUUAUGUGUCAUGUCACAACGCACUAAAGUUAUUCAUCUGUAUAAAACGCUAUUGUACAUGGGCCGGGACUAUCCAAAGGGAUAUCAGUAUUUUAGAACCAAGCUAAGGACAGUUUUCGAUAAGAAUAAAACAGAAACCGAUCCUGAGAAGAUAGAUAAAAUGAUAGAAUCUCCUAAAAUGGCCGCUUGCGUAGCUGUUAUUGGCAAAGAUAACUCUCCAAAGUUUAUCAAAAUAUAUCAAUGUGCGGAUGAAAAUGCUGGACUGCAGUUUCAUUACAAGGUGCAUACGUCAAUUGAUAUUAUAGAGGAGAAACUGAAUAUAGGAAAUAAAAUGACAGUUGAUAUACGUGACUUGUAUUUAGGCUUGUUAUUUGCAACUGAAGAAUACAAAAUAUAUGGUUAUGCUACGAACACAAAGAUUAAAUUUGUCGUGGUAUUACAAUCGUCCAAUGUAUCUUUAAGAGAUAAUGAAAUAAAAAUGAUUUUUAAGAAGCUCCAUGCUGCAUACUCCAAUGCUGUUUGCAAUCCGUUUUACAUUCCAGGCGAUGAGAUUAAAUCUAAGUCAUUUGAUACUGCAGUAAUGGAAAUAAUGGGUGUUAUAUAAUAUAUUAUAUAGAGAUAUUAAUAAAAAAUACCUCAUUAAUCGUGAAAUGCAAAAUCGACGUUAUACAAAUAAUUUAUAACUAAUAAAUAAUACAAAACUGAGGACUG